Molecule: messenger RNA, 878 nt
Organism: Funneliformis caledonium
Lineage: Eukaryota; Fungi; Glomeromycota; Glomeromycetes; Glomerales; Glomeraceae
Source: the annotation of a GenBank genome assembly
AUGUUUUACUCAGAGGCUAUAUUAUCAAAAAAGGGUCCCCUCGCGAAAGUAUGGCUCGCGGCACAUUGGGAACGAAAACUUAGUAAAACUCAGUUUUUACAAACGAACAUACAGACUUCUGUAGGUGCGAUUCUUGGAGAUGAUCAGCCCCCAAUGGCUCUACGAUUAUCUGGACAGUUGUUGCUUGGAGUCGCGCGCAUAUAUUCGCGUAAAGCGAAAUAUCUAUUAGAAGAUUGUAAUGAGGCUCUUUUGAAAAUAAAAAUGGCAUUUAGACCCGGGGAAGUUGAUAUUCCCGAGGACCAAAGAAUUGCCAGUUUUGAAUCUAUUACAUUACCUGAUAAUAUAACAGAAUUCGAUAUCCUUAUGCCAGAUCUUGGUUUGCAUCUCAGACAGUGGACUGAAAUAGCUCCGGUUUCAUGUUCAAAUAUUUCUCGACCCCAAGAUAUCACCAUUAGGGACGAUUUUGAAUUGCCAUUAGAUUUAAAUGUUGUUGAUGAUUUAUUAGGAGAUGCUGAUGAUCGAGACUUUGAUUUGAAUUUAGAUGAUGAUGAUCUCGACCAGAAAGCAACUGGCAAAGAUGAAAUAGGAUCUCAUAGUCAUGAAGGAGAUGAAUCCAUUUCAGAAAUUGAAAUUGCAAGAGACGCUCAAAAAGAGGCCCCACUUACCGCGGAAGACGUUAUUGGUAAAAGUAUGGAGAACGACCCGUUGAUGAUAAUGGACGAUGGGCCCGAGUUACGUCUAGACCUUGAUAUGGAUCUUGAUAUGGAUUAUACGUUAACAAUUGAUACAAGCUUGACUAAAAAUUUUGAGGACACUAAUGAACAUGGGAAUGUGGACGGAAUGGAUAUUGAUGUUCCAGUAAAUUUCGACGAAAACAG